AUGCUGUUAGGCUAUUUGAAGCAUGUUACCAACCGCUGUGUGCAGCUUGCCCUUCCUGAUUAUCUCUCUAAUACUGGAUCUCGCCUGGAGGUAUUCUCUUAUGGCUUUCCCGCCUUGCAAAACGCGCCCAUACAACGUGAAUCUAAUUUCAAAGAGCGCUGGAACUCAUCACUUCAACUUGAUGAGAUGGAUAACAUGUUAUGUGCUUUUGGAGACUGGAUAGAAGAUGAUUAUCGAAGUUAUAAGAAAAGUUCCGGUACUUUACCCUUGAUGAAGGAAGGCUUCAAGGUAGAGAAUCAUUACUUUGUUGGUCUCCUCUUCUGGAAAAGUGAUAUCGACAUGGAGAUGCCCUCCAAACUUGCCAAUCAAUUUGCCAUUCUAGCAAAGAGGCAAACACUGCGAUUACCCCUAAGACCGAACAAAUGCGCUAUGAAGGACCAAAUACUUCAUUGCAAAAAAAAUUGUCAGGACUCUAUUCGUCUUGCCUGUGAAGACAAGGUGCAUAUAGAAUCAAUGAAAGCGUCCUGGGAACCCCAUAAUACACGUCUCGUUCCCAGUCCGGCUGGCAAUUGGAACCGAAUGGGGUCAAUGACACAGUACGGACUGCCUCAGAUGUUCGAACAGCGCACUCGUGAAUCGAACACUGUACUUGAAGUGAUCGCUUUUCGCAUUCUGCAACAAAGUGCCCAUUUCGAGAAGCUAUUUGCAGACUUUCGUAUUGCUAUUUGGAAGCUACGGGACCGCCCUGGUGUCUUCCGGGCCUCUGAUCAUAAUAAUCCUACUCGAGUAUUCCUACUAGCUGGUGCGUAUUCAUAG
Messenger RNA from Penicillium malachiteum, 816 nucleotides. RefSeq lists its product as uncharacterized. The transcript has 2 exons. Lineage: Eukaryota; Fungi; Ascomycota; Eurotiomycetes; Eurotiales; Aspergillaceae. Bases 1 to 816 code for a protein of 271 amino acids. The record is from RefSeq and is a predicted model, not a curated record.